Messenger RNA from Rotaria sordida, 234 nucleotides. The record is from the annotation of a GenBank genome assembly. NCBI's taxonomy places the organism in Eukaryota, Metazoa, Rotifera, Eurotatoria, Philodinida, Philodinidae.
AUGACUUCUUCUUCAAAUAAUAUUUUACAAAACUGUUCAAAUGAAACUUCAAUGGUUUCGGCUCUAGUCUCAACAAAUAUGAUUAUUGAUUCACCAACUGUACCUAUACAAAAUGGACUUUCGUUCAAUGGUUCACUUGAUGGUUUCCAACAAGUAGAAAAGAAAAAGAAAAAGAAAAAGAAAAUUAAACGUAAAUUGGCGACAUCUGCAAUGAAGAAAAAACGUACACGUUAA